This is a messenger RNA of Engraulis encrasicolus (European anchovy), 7407 nucleotides long. RefSeq names its product endothelial PAS domain protein 1b (gene epas1b). Gene Ontology annotation, biological process: cellular response to hypoxia; regulation of transcription by RNA polymerase II. The record is from RefSeq and is a predicted model, not a curated record. NCBI's taxonomy places the organism in Eukaryota, Metazoa, Chordata, Actinopteri, Clupeiformes, Engraulidae. Gene Ontology annotation, cellular component: transcription regulator complex; cytoplasm; nucleus. The transcript is spliced from 16 exons. Bases 442 to 2988 code for a protein of 848 amino acids. Gene Ontology annotation, molecular function: RNA polymerase II transcription regulatory region sequence-specific DNA binding; protein dimerization activity; DNA-binding transcription factor activity, RNA polymerase II-specific.
UGAUUGAUUGAGUCGCUGUCACUGUACCAACCGAGAGUAGUCAGAAGCUUGAACUUUUCCGAUGAUUCUAGUAAGUGGAGAAACUUUGACAACGACGUUAAGUAAAUCACCUCGUCAAGACGACGUGCCUUAAAACCGGUGGAUAUUACCGUGGCUCUCUAGGUGAGGGGCUGUACAAUCCUCGGCAGUGUACUGAGACUGUAUAGCCUAACCUGUUGAUUGUCCUCGCGCAGGACGAUCUGUAAUAGACAUUUGUUAACAGCCAAAACGGCGUAGUUCUUGCACUUGCGAUAACAUUUUAUAAUGACUUUCUGCCCGUAAGUGCGUGUGUCGCCUCGAGUUAGAUUUGUUCAGAUUUGUUUUUUCACUCGUUUUGCAUCGCACCGGACUCAAGGAAACUAGAGGACAGCUUACGUAGUCCAGAUCUUCAACCGCGUCGCGAUGACAGCCGAGAAGGAGAAAAAGCGCUCGGAGCGGCGCAAGGAGAAGUCCCGGGAUGCGGCCCGGUGCCGGCGCAGCAAGGAGACGGAGGUCUUCUACGAGCUGGCCCACCAGCUGCCCCUGGCCCACAGCGUCUCCUCCCACCUGGACAAGGCCUCCAUCAUGAGGCUCACCAUCAGCUUCCUGCGCACGCGCAAACUGCUGUCUGCAAGUAGUGCAAGUAGCUGCAGUAAUGGCAUCGAGACGGAGGAGGACCGUCAGAUGGACAACUUGUACCUGAAGUCUCUGGAGGGCUUUGUCAGCGUGGUGACCACCGACGGAGACAUGAUCUUCCUCUCCGAGAACAUCAACAAGUUCAUGGGCCUGACACAGGUGGAGUUGACAGGCCACAGCAUCUUUGACUUCACUCACCCUUGUGAUCACGAUGAGAUCCGUGAGAACCUCAGCCUUAAGACAGGUGUGGGAAAGAAAGGCAAAGAGCUGAGCACAGACAGAGACUUCUUCAUGAGGAUGAAGUGCACUGUAACCAACCGUGGACGCACCGUCAAUCUCAAGUCAGCCAGCUGGAAGGUGCUCCACUGCAUGGGCCACAUGAAGGUGUACACCAGCUGCCCGCCGCGCGCCCUGUGUGGCUACAAGGAGCCGCCCCUGGCCUGCAUGGUGAUGAUGUGCCAGCCCAUCCCCCACCCCUCCAACAUCGACACCCCGCUGGACAGCAAGACCUUCCUCAGCCGCCACACCAUGGACAUGAAGUUCACCUACUGCGACGACAGGGUGACGGAGCUGAUGGGCUACAGCCCUGAGGACCUGCUGGGCCGCUCCAUCUAUGAGUUCUACCACGCCCUGGACUCUGACAGUGUCACCAAGAGCCACCAGAACUUGUGCACCAAGGGCCAGGCAGUGAGUGGGCAGUACCGCAUGCUGGCCAAGCAUGGAGGCUACGUGUGGGUGGAGACCCAGGGCACCGUCAUCUACAACAGCCGCAACUCUCAGCCCCAGUGCAUCGUCUGCGUGAACUAUGUCCUCAGUGACAUUGAGGAGAAGAGCAUGGUGUUCUCCAUGGACCAGACGGACUCUCUCUUCAAGACCCACUCCAUGAGCAGCUUCUUCAGCCAGGUGGGCACGGUGCCGCCCGAGCCGAGCGACGUCCUCUUCACCAAGCUCAAGCAGGAGCCCGAGGACCUCACCCAGCUGGCACCCACCCCAGGGGACACCAUCAUCAGCCUGGACUUCGGUCACCCCCAGUUCGAGGAGCAGCUGUUCACUAAGUUGCCAUGUGCCGCUGGCCGCCCGCUCCUCGGUGACGGCCACAAGACAGAGGUGCCUGCCAUCACCCCGACCUUCUGCGUGCCACAGGCACCCCCCACCUCCGGCACUGCUACCCCAAGUCUGAGCAGUUGCUCCACGCCAAGCAGCCCAGACGAGUGUUAUGGUGCGGUGGACAAUGAGCUGAGCAGCUCCCAGGGGGAUCUGACGGAGAAGAUGUACGCUCUGGACACCCAGGAGACAAAGGCCAAUGGCACUACAGAGGCUGAUUUGAGUGAUCUGGACCUGGAGACGCUGGCUCCCUACAUCCCCAUGGAUGGAGAAGACUUCCAGCUGCACCCCAUCUGCCCUGAGGAGUCCUCCACCUCCUCCCCCGCCAGUGACAGCAGCAGCGGCAGCAGCAGCAGCAGCCUGGCUCUGGCCAGCUCACAGCACAGCUUCAGCAACAUCGCCAGUCUCUUCCAGCCCCUCUCCUCCAGCCCAGUCCCGGCAACCCCGUACCAGCAGCAGGCCAUGGGCACCGCGACCACGGGCAAGCGGGCCACGCCCGGCGGGGCCCCCAUAGACCCGACUUGGCCCAGCAAUGUGGCCUGCACUGGGCCCUCACCUCUGCCGCCGUACCACGCCCCGGCCAGCACUCCUCUGUCCUCCAUGGGCGGCCGUCAGAACUUGCUGUGGCCGCCCGACCCGCCGUUAGCCUCAUACCAGAAGUCAGGUGUGAUGGACGGAAGCAUGAUGCCCAAUCAGUGCCUGCGCCAGAUGAUGAUGCCCAAUCAGAUGCCGAUGUACAAGCCAAGAUCCAUGGAGAACUUUGUCCAGGCCCAGAGAGACAUGAGCCCUGCUCGCAUGGCCCUAGCGAACAGUAUCAAACGCUCCUUCACACAGAUGACAACGGACGACAUGCAGCAGACUAAACCACCUGAAAUGAUGUGGAAGCGAAUGCGGAAUGACAGUUGCGCCAUGAUGGACAGAAAGUGCCUGUCAGAUACGAGUUUGUCGGAUGGUGUUGGCCAUCAGCACAGGAAGAGCCAGUAUCCCUGUAACCAAACAUGUGUGUCAAAGAAGCCCUUCUCUGGACAAUGCUUUAACUACAGAGAAUACAGCACACUGCCCUCAUCCAAACCACAGGGGAUGGUGAAUCGUCUGCUCGGCCCCUCCUUCGAGUCCAUCUACCUGCCCGAGCUGACGCGUUACGACUGCGAGGUGAACGUGCCACUGCAGGGCAAGAUGCACCUGCUCCAGGGCAGCGACCUGCUGAGGGCUCUGGAUCAGACCACUUAAGGCCAGAGGAGAAACACACUUCUGGACACACCAACCUAAACCCCAUCCACCACCCUCACCGAGACCUGGUCAUCACCAAAUUGGCCCCUAAACAUUUCUCCGCUGUAAAAAAAACCUCCCCCAUUCUGCGACUCACUGACUUGGGGCUCACAACCAGGCCUCCUCCUUAUACAGGUCACAAAGCAUGGCCUUCCCGAAAUCCUAAGUCCCAAAUCAUUCAGUCUCCCACUCUUUGGGCUUUUCUCACUACAGAAUUCUUACGAGCUUCUCCCCUCUCCUCUCCUCCCCUCCCCUCCCUUCCCCCACCUCAACAUCCAAAUUUCACACACGCACGCGCGUGCGCGCGCACACACACACACACACACACACACACACACACACACACACACACACACACACACACACACACACACACACACACACACACACACACACACAGAAAAAAGAGGUAUCCCUAGCAUCCGUGCCACUUUUUAUACCAAACAUGUGUUAAUACAUUGCUCAUUACCAUGAGAUUUUUACGAGUGAGGCCAGACUUUCGCGAUGUGCUUUUUAUCGCACCACCUCCCUCCGCUAAUAUAAUAUAAUCGCUCUAAAGGUGGUUGCAGAAAAAAUGUAGCAUUUUGAAAUGUAUGGGUUCGAGCAGAGAAACGCCCUUGUGCCAUGAGAGCAUAGGAGGGGUUCCUAGAUAGGUGCAGAUUGCUGCCGGCCGUUAUUGUGCCUUCAUUGCCGCAGCAGAGCCCUUAUUGUGGUGAAAGCAAACGCCAGGAGAUAACUUUACAAAAGACACAAUAGUAUUCUCAACCGUGCUAAAGUGAUAGCAAAAAAAACAGGUUUCACCCAACCACAGGCCAUGGUGCCUGACAAGGCUAUUCAUAUGACUUGUGUCACUCUAAAAAAAAGAAUAUUUCAGUCAUCAAGCAAGCAUGACGUGAUCUCACUCAAGCUCUGGCGACUUAUCGUGUAUCUAUGGGCUUAUUGGUUAAUCUUAUCCACGACGAUUUGCUUAAACCCUGUUAUUCUUUUACAGAAAAAGUCGCUAGAGUUUUAUUUUUACUAUCUUCAUCUUCUAAGUUAUAUUCCUGUAUUGUUUUUUUAGUUACAUGGUUACGUCUUGCAUACAUUUUGUGUGGUUAGCGUCAGAAAGCUGUUUCAUUGAACUUUUGUCCUGGUGUUUGGCGAUCGAUGCCUUAUUUCACAGUCUUUUUCUUUGUCUUUCUUCAUUCUGCAGCAGACUCUUGAUUAAAGGCCGUACCCAUCUUUACAUGCUUGACCUAUUUUUGGUAGUAACGAUCACAACUAGCCCUUAUCUCCUCUUCAUUUUAUUUUACAUUUCAUCUCGUCUUUCACACUUCUCGUCAACAUUCUAUCAUGGUGACCACUUUGCCUUUACGUAUAUAAAAUAUAUAUAUAUCUGUUUUAGGGCUCCACCCAUUGCAUUUGUUUUUAAAUAGGUUGGACAUAUUCAGUACUGUGUCUAAGAAAAAAAAAACUAUAUUAUCGCUUGUAGGCUUCGGUACUUCUGUGUUCUCUAUGCAGUAGAUAUGAAAUCGGAGUCUUGUUUGUAAGGUUUCAAUGGAAAGUAGCACUGUUUUAUUAUUUUUUCUGUGUGUGCGUGUGUGUGUGUGCGUGUGCGUGUGCGUGUGUGUGUUUGUGUGCGUGUGCGUGUGUGUGUGUGUGUUUGUGUGUGUGUGUGUGUGUGUGUGUGUGUGUGUGUGUGUGUGUGUGUGUGUGCACGCGUGUGUGUGUGUGUGGUUUAAGACAUGCAAUUAUUGUAUUUUCUCUAUUUUGGCAGGCCAGUACUGUUCCAUGUGUCAUUCUAUUCCUUUUGAUUUUGUUUGUUGUUAUAAUCUCAAAGCAUUAAAGCAGAUGACUACAUGUAGCAGAUGAAUAGAGUCUGAAAGGCAGAAAUCGUCAAGACUGCAUUUAAAUACAUCAGAAAAUUGCUGACAGAAAUAUCCGAAAUUCAAAAAAAAGAAUUUAGUAGAUGGGUUAAGAUGCCUGUUGUGGAGCAGCGACAGUUGUUUUAUACUGGGAUCCACCCGCAUUAACAAGGUUUCAAUUUUCUUUCAUCAUUUGUUUGCGUAUUUAAUUGUUUUUUGAGGGAUGGGGCUGAGGUUGUCUUUAAGGUUGAAUUGUGAGUUUCACCAAUGCCUUAAAAAUGUGUCUGCAUUUUCCCUUGACCGCCUAACUAUGAAAGUUUGACCAUUAUAGACUAACCCCUCAGAGUCACAGAGCUGGUUUAGCCUCGUCUUAGUGGUGGAUUGACCACCAUAUGUUGUGAGGUAUUCAUGCCCACAUUCAGAAAAAAUGCAGUGUUACUGCAACACCAUUCUGAAAAUAUAUGGUCCCAAACGCUUCAAUGUCAAUUCAACUCGUUGAGUGAUGAAUUAACAUUUACAGAGGCUAAUUUAACACUGUUUUAAAGUACAGUAUACAUGGCUUCCCGGUGUUAAUACAACAUUUAAAAGAAUUGAAUUUAUCCAUAGAAUUGAGUGGGACCAAAUUGACCCUAUUGCAAGAUAUUCAAUACUGUAUGUGUUCCGUGUCAUCCACAACAUAACAUCCUUUCAAUGACCUGACCACGAUAGAGCUUGAUAUUGCCAUGUGUUUUACAUGAUGAUUCACAAGUGUAUUGAGUGUAUUGUAGAUGACACAGGUGACAAAGGACAAGUCAUGUUAGUUGUCUUCUUACCGCCAGAGGUAUUAGAGGUGUGGAGCCUACACACCAUGCAGUCAUGUUUAAUCAGUACUCUGUGCAUGCUUUGCCGGAUCAGACUGGGUUGUACAAUUGAAUAAUAUCAUGGGUUGUCACAGAGGAUUAUGCCGUGCGGAAAUCUGAGAAGCGGCAAGUGGGGGCAGCGUUCUAUAUUAUCGCCCGAGGGCGCCUGUUCUUCUCAUGCCAAAUCGCAAAAGUUUCAUUUAAUUAUCACCCUCUGCUGAGUCCAAAACAUAUCUGGUUGUCACGGCUAUAUUAAGCCCCCAUAAUUGCCUCAAGGCAACAAGAGCAAUUGGCCACGCCAAGCAAUAACAGGAGGCCUUAGUUAGCAUCUUACAGUGCCGACUGGGGAAGACAGCGUUUUUAUUGUGUGUUGGCAGGUGGGAUGAUUAAACGGCAGUUUCUCUUGCCUUCAGACGGUGACAUUUGAGAGUGAAGGAAGACGUGUAUGUGCGUUGGACAGACAUGGAAAUCUGCACAGCCUACCCACUGUUGCAGAUUCCUCUUACUGUUCAUCAGUCUUUCGCCCAUGAAGCCUUCUUAAACCGUUGUUAUGCCCUGUUGUGUUAACAGAUACAAAUAUUCUCUCAAGCUGUUUUUUUUAAUCAUAGGUUAUGGGGGGAAAGAACUGUAGGAAGCAACCCAAAGUCCAAAGAACGAGAAAAGACAAAAUGUCCUCUCUUUAUUUUCCCCCCUCCUCCUCUCGAGCCAAAGUCAAUGGAAUCUUGAGCAUUUCCCCUCGUGAUUCAGAGGCUAGAUUGAAAAUAUCACCAGGAUAAUGCAAGAGGAUAUGCAAUUUAUGUUGUUUAUUUAUGUUUUCUGCUAAGUGGACGGACAAGGCACAUGAGUAGCUGUCAGGGGAGGAUGAGAAAUAGGCGUCUCAUCAGUCUUCAUGUACACAGAUGAGAAGAUCAUUUUGGUCUUGUAUAAAUAUACUCUCCUGAGUUGUACUGAGUUCCUAUGAUAGGUUGCCCCCAAACAAACAGAAAAAUAUAUACAAGAGGACUGUAUUAAGACCUGGCAUUUUCUCCCAUUUUAAUGUUGGUUUAUCAGAAUCCCAGAGCUAUUUUUCUUUAAAUGUUUACUUGAAUUGCCAGCGAUGAAAGCCAAAGUUGUCCACGUAAAUUCUGUUCUAUUUAUUGUGUUGCCUAGUAAAUGACUUCAUCGUCAUUGUAAAGUCAUAAUUUGUGCAGUAGUACAAAAAGUUUAUAUAUUGUCCCACAUUGGUGCAGAAUAUUCAUAUGUUAGUACUGGAUUGGUUAUGCUAAAGACCAAUUGUCGGUUAAAAAAACUGCUGUACACCUGUAAGUGGAGAGACAGGGGAAGUCACGAUUACAUCAACGACCCCUUUGAAAGACCGAUCACCAGUCUUAGUUGUCGUAGCCUCUGUGUCCUCUGAGGGGUGUAACAAAAUCUCAAAAUAUCAUAUACAGUCAGCCAUAAAAAUCCGACGAAAUUGAUUUAAUUAAGAAUCUGUUUUAAUGUCCCUGGCAUUGUCAUGUUGCUCACGCUCAACUAUAAGGGAGUAAGGUCUGUCCAAAACUGAAAAAUCUACCAUUAUGAAAUGCUUCACACGUGAUGACGUAUCACGUGUUUUUGCUUGAGAUCAGUAAUGAACCGUAACAAAAUGGCCACCAAUCAGUUCUGAGUUUGAACAGUCUGAAAAUUUUCAGUGAAAAAAAAUGUUUUAAAAAAAACCC